Penaeus vannamei (Pacific white shrimp) is the source of this 495-nucleotide messenger RNA. The record is from RefSeq and is a predicted model, not a curated record. NCBI's taxonomy places the organism in Eukaryota, Metazoa, Arthropoda, Malacostraca, Decapoda, Penaeidae.
AUGCAUCUUAACAGCCACAGAUUUAUGCACACUGAGGAGAAAAAAUAUAUUUGCGAUCAGUGUGGGAAACGCUUUGCCCAAGAGAGCCAUCUCAGGUGUCAUAAAUAUGUUCAUAGUGAUGAAAAGAGGUUUGCUUGUGAAGAGUGUGGCAAGCGCUUUACACAGGAAGCUUAUCUCCAUAGUCACAUGUUUAUGCAUAACAAGGUUAAGAAAUUUGAGUACCAAGAAUGGUCUAAACAUCCUGUCAACACAAAGUUCAUGCAUAACGAUGAUAAAAGAUUUGAGUGUGAGGACUGUGGAAGGCGCUUCGCUCAUCAGAACCAUCUAAGCAGUCACAGGUUUGUCCACAGUGAAGAAAAACGAUUUGAGUGUGGUGAAUGUGGCAAGCGCUUCACGCAGGAGAGCUACCUCACAAGCCAUAGCUAUGUGCAUAGCGAGGAGAAGAAGUUCCAGUGUGGAAAGUGUGGCAAAAGAUUUGCACAGGAGAGCCAUUGA